Messenger RNA from Erythranthe guttata (spotted monkey flower), 607 nucleotides. Lineage: Eukaryota; Viridiplantae; Streptophyta; Magnoliopsida; Lamiales; Phrymaceae. The record is from RefSeq and is a predicted model, not a curated record.
CAGACAAAAGGCGCUGUGCGAAAACGACAACCGUGACGUGGGCCUUUCCCACCUAACGUCACCCCACCUUCGAUUCAUUUUCCCAGAAUGAAACCCUCUUCGUCGUUACAGAUUCUUGAUUAUGCUACUCCUCAAUUUUCCAAUCCAUACAUUUUUUUUCUCAUAAAAAUUGAAUCUUUAUUUUUUGCUACUUUCCAAACCUUAAUUUUGCACAAAAAUGGAAAAUCAAAAAUCAGGCGCCGACGUCGAUCAACAUAAAGCAGCGGAAACUCCGUCAACUGUAACGGCACAGGCUGAUUCUGAAAAUAAAGAAUCUAGUAAUACAGAACCAGGGCCAAGUACUAGUCGAAUUUCAGAUUUAACCCUUCAAAUUCCUCCUAGGCCCGGUGCUUUUUCGAGCAGCCGUUCGGGUUUUCUUCGGGCUUUAAGCUUUAAGAAGAAGUACACUUCAUCAGAUGGUGAAAGAAGUUCCCUUCUCAGCUCGGAUACUAAGGAACCUUCCGGAAGCUCCCCCGUUUCGAAUGUUGCGUCGAAUGUGACUUGCGAAAGGUGUACUUCACUCCCCGUGACACGGGCCUCGCUUUUGUCACCUCAGAUUACUGGCCUC